UACUGGUACCGUCGAAGCAAAAUGGAGAAAGAUGGUGACGGUGGAUUUAAAUUCACUUGGUGUAUUGAAAAUUUCAGCAUGUGUCAUCAGCCAAACGGCCAGUGUCUUCGUAGUUCCAGGUUUACCCUAAAUACAUUACCUAAUAUAAAGUGUUGUAUAAAAUUAUACCCGCGAGGAAUUUCUGAUCGCGAUUACAUAGAUGUUAUUAUUAACUUAGAUGGUGAUGUUCCCGAGAAAUGUGCUAUUCAAAGUCGCAUUCAAGGUCUGACUUGCACCGGAAUACUUAUCUUUACUUAUGAUGAAAUGAUAAACUACUUUUCUGUCGAGAGACAACGUCUUUUAGAUAUGCUGAUAGAAGAUGUUCUGGUCGUGAAGUGUACCCUGGAAGCAGUGUAUGAGACAAACGACGAAUUUCCCCAACUCUCUUACCAAAAUGGAUUAUUCCCGGAUCUCGUGCUCCGUGCCGGCGAUCAUAUUUUCAAUGUGCAUAAAUCUGUCUUGUUGGCAAGGUGGCCCAAACUAGUAGAAAAGUUCGAUGCAGAAGCAACAUGCGAGGUGUUCUUGGACAUCAGACCUACCAUUUUGGAGGCCAUGAUCGAAUAUGUUUACACUGGGAAACUGAACUUCAAGGAACAAGAAUUAUUGGCAGAAGUCUAUGCAGCUGCCGCUAAGUAUAAUCUCACCAGUAUUGAACGUUCGCCUGUUGUGGAACAAGAAGUGUGGAGCCAUUUUAACGGAGAGGAAGUAUCAUUUGAUUGGAUAAUUGAGGAUUUCAUCACUUUCCCUGUUAGUACAAUACUACACAGUCGUGUAUUUUCUGUCGCUCUACAGAGGUCCUGUACAUGGCACCUAAUCCUUCAUAUCCGUGAAAUAACGGAUGAUUCUCGAAUUUUUGAUAUUUACCUUUGUAAGGUACAUGAUAGUGCGUCGAGGCCGAUUUUUGUUAGAAGUAAAAUAAGCCUCACCAGACAUUCUUUAGAAAAUGAGUAUUUGUUUUCUGCAGACGAGUGCUGGAGAUGCGCAGAGCAGUUGCUAUUGAUUUCGAAAAGAUUAUUCUUAGGUUGCAUAUUCGAGCUUAAAUGCGAGUUUAAGUUUUCGGAUUGCAAAUAUAUUUCAGAGGUUACAAAGACUUCUUGUGCUUUUCCAUCUUCAGUUAAUUGCCUUUAUUUCAAAAGUGAUUUACGAAAUCUUUAUAGAAGUGGAAAUUUAUCAGAUAUUAAUAUAACAGUUGGUUCGAAAACAUUCUGGGCCCAUAAAUACAUUCUGUGCUCGAGAUCAUCAGUAUUUCGUAAAAUGUUCGAAACAUCAGAGAUCACGCCGAAAAUGGAUACAGUUACAGUUUCGGAUAUAGAUCCCGAUAUAAUGGAUGAAAUACUUCUAUUUAUGUAUUCUGGUUGUCUAGAGAAACCCCUAAAAGAAACUGUUGAACAGCUGUACAUAGCAGCCUAUAGGUUCGAUGUUUCUACUCUCAAAGAAAAGUGCUCCUCCUUCCUUAAAGCGAAUCUUAAUGCCGAAAAUGCGGGUAAGAUUCUUCAGCUAGCCGAGGAGCAUUCUGAUUGUGAUUUGCAAAAAUGUGCGCUCAGAGUUACCUUUGGUUAUGGAAAGAAAUCUGCGAAUAGGAAAAAACGUACAGGACGUAAGCGUUAGAGAAACUGUAAGAGAAUGUGGUAUUUUGUAGCAGAGAUAAAAAAAUUAAUGCCAAAUUCCAUGCCUACAUUCAAGAUUAAAUUUUAAAUAGCUUUUGUAAUAUAAUCAUAUUUUUUUAUUUGGUAGUAACGAUGAUUUGUGUUUUAAUAGUACAUAUCGUAUAAUUUUGAAUUAAAGUGUGCCUCGGAUA
This is a messenger RNA of Stegodyphus dumicola, 1837 nucleotides long. RefSeq lists its product as uncharacterized. Gene Ontology annotation, biological process: DNA integration. Gene Ontology annotation, molecular function: protein binding; nucleic acid binding. Lineage: Eukaryota; Metazoa; Arthropoda; Arachnida; Araneae; Eresidae. The record is from RefSeq and is a predicted model, not a curated record.